Messenger RNA from Lagopus leucura (white-tailed ptarmigan), 4986 nucleotides. Its product is annotated as deleted in malignant brain tumors 1 protein-like. Gene Ontology annotation, cellular component: membrane. The record is from RefSeq and is a predicted model, not a curated record. Lineage: Eukaryota; Metazoa; Chordata; Aves; Galliformes; Phasianidae.
AUGGGGAUCCCAGACAAAAUGGGUUGCACUCUGGCCAUCGUGUGCAUGCUACUUCUGCUUGGAGGGCAUCUCCAGGGGUCAGAACUGAGCCUGAGGCUAGUGGACGGGCAGAACAGAUGCCAGGGCCGCGUUGAAAUAUUUUACAACGGAGCUUGGGGAACAGUUUGCGAUGACUCCUGGGACAUGGACGAUGCCAACGUGGUCUGUGCUCAGCUCGGAUGUGGCCAGGCCACUGGUGCCGUGGGGGCAGCCCAGUUUGGUGAGGGCACAGGAGACAUCCUGCUGGAUGAAGUGCAGUGCCGAGGGAAUGAGGCUCUGCUCUGGCAGUGCUCCCAUGAUGGAUGGCUCAUCACCAACUGCCUUCAUCAGGAAGAUGCCGGUGUCAUCUGUGCAGACGUGUCCCUGAGGCUGGUGAAUGGGAGGAACCGAUGCGAGGGCCGUGUCGAAGUCCAUUACCAGGGCAACUGGGGCACAGUCUGCGACGACUCCUGGGACCUGCAGGAUGCCCAGGUGGUGUGCAGCCAGCUGGGCUGUGGCAGGGCUGUUUCUGCCCUAGGAAAUGCCAAUUUCAGCCAAGGCUCGGGAGAGAUCCUCCUUGACGACGUGCAGUGCAGAGGGAACGAGGCCUACCUGUGGGAAUGCCCCAGCAGAGGGUGGUCAGUUCAUAACUGCGCGCACGUGGAAGAUGCUGGUGUUGUUUGCUCAGGUGUGCAUGUCUGGAAGUCCCUUCUGACCCACACGAGUCUCUGAUUUUGUCUAACAACGAAGGUUCAGCAAAACUCUCUUUUUUCUUUCAAAGACAUGUCAGUGAGGUUGGUGAAUGGAUGGAACCAGUGUGAAGGGCGUGUUGAAAUCCUUUACAAAGGAGCCUGGGGGACCAUUUGUGAUGAUUCCUGGGAUAUAAAUGAUGCAGACGUUGUCUGUAACCAGCAGGCUUGUGGACAUGCUGUAUCAUCUUCAGGAAAUGUCAUCUUUUCUCACAGCCCGAGAUAUAUUGUCAUGGAUGAUGUGCAGUGCAGAGGGAAUGAGAACUACCUGUGGGAAUGUUCUCACAGGGGGUGGUGUAGAGAGGAGUGUGACAGCCGGCGCGAUGCCAGCGUCGUUUGCUCAGCUUCUACAGGAACUGAAAUACCUGAGGUGUCCAUGAGGCUGAUAAAUGGCAGAAACAGAUGUGAAGGGCGCGUGGAAAUCUACUAUAAGGGAAGCUGGGGGACUGUAUGUGAUGAUUUCUGGGACAUAAAUGAUGCACAGGUCGUCUGCAGGCAGCUGGGAUGUGGAAAUGCUCUCUCUGCACUGGGAAAAGCACAUUUCAAUCCAGGGACAGGGGAUAUUUUCCUGGAUGAUGUGCAGUGCCAUGGAAAUGAAUCCUACCUGUGGGAAUGCUCUCACAGAGGAUGGGCCACACAUAACUGUGGGCACAGAGAAGAUGCCAGUGUGCGUUGCUCAGUCAGUGACACUGGUGUGAAAGUAGCUCUGCGCCUGGAGAAUGGCGGCAAUCGAUGCGAGGGACGUGUGGAAAUGUUUUACAAAGGACAGUGGGGAACAGUGUGUGACGAUUGGUGGGAUAUUGAAGAUGCUCGGGUUGUCUGCAGACAGCUGGGCUGUGGGCAGCCCAUCUCAGCACCAGGAGAGGCCCAGUUCGGGGAAGGCUCUGGGGUUAUUUUCCUGGAUGACGUGCAGUGCAGAGGGAACGAAGCUCACGUAUGGGAAUGCUCCCACAGCGGUUGGUCAAGACAUAACUGUGGCCACAGUGAAGAUGCCAGUGUUGUCUGCUCAGCAAAUGGCUUCUGGUGGCAGUCAACAGAAGACAGUGAAGGUUCAGCCUCACCAUGGGCCAAAUUCUCAAAAUGGCUUAAGAAGACAUUUAAACCCAAAGAAGAGACACCACAAUUGCGACUGGCAUCUGGUGGGGACAGAUGUGCUGGAAGGGUUGAAGUUUACCACAACAGCGAGUGGGGGACAGUCUGUGAUGAUUUCUUUGAUAUGAACAGUGCCAGCGUUGCGUGCAGACAACUCAAAUGUGGCCAAGUUGUUUCUGUCCUGGGCUGGGCUUACUUUGGCCCUGGAGAAGGAAGCAUCCUUCUGGAUGAUGUGAAGUGUGCAGGAACCGAAUCUCACAUUUGGGACUGCUCACAUGCCGGCUGGAACAAAAGUGACUGUGGACACAAUGAGGAUGUCAGUGUCGUCUGCUCAGAUGCAGAACAGUCCACGAUUGCACCAACAGUAUCCACAGAGAGGACCCAAACUACAAUUUCAUCAACCACGUUGGUCACAGACCGCUUUGUAACACCUACUACACAACUGGCGACUUCUACAGAUAAAGAGCCAUCUUCCACAUCCACUGUUGUCACAGAGGGAAGUGCCACAUCAGCUACUGAAAUCCCAGGCACAACUUAUGAAGGUUCCACCUCCACUACAGAGGAAGAUGGGACAUCAGAAAUCCCCACCUUGUCAUGGAAAGACUCUGAAAGCUCAACAGAACCAACAUCAACCAUCCCACUUGCAGAAGGGAGUGUGACUGUGACCUCAACUCCAGAAAUCCCUUCCACAGCUCCUAAAGCUUCCUCCUCUGCCCCCAGCACUGCAGCCACGCAGCCAACAGCUGUUCCAGAGAUCCUGACCACCUCUGGGGAAGAGCCAUCUUCUACAUCCACUGUUGUCACAGAGGGAAGUGCCACAUCAGCUACUGAAAUCCCAGGCACAACUUAUGAAGCAGAUGCUCCAGCCCUGUCCCUGCGCCUUGCAGAUGGUGACAGCAGGUGCUCAGGCCGUGUGGAGCUCUUUUACAACGGCAGCUGGGGAACAGUCUGCGAUGAUGCUUGGGAUAUGGGAGCUGCUGAGGUGGUGUGCCGGCAGCUGGGCUGUGGGGAGCCUAUGUUGGCAGUGCCUGAAGCACAGUUCGGCCAGGGCUCUGGGAACAUCCUCCUGGAUGAGGUGCAGUGCAGAGGGGAUGAGGACAGCCUGUGGGACUGCUCUCACCAAGGGAUAGGUGUGCAUAACUGUCAGCCAAAGGAAGACGCCGGCGUCAUUUGCGCAGGUAGCAAUCACGUGUUUCCUUCUGUUUUCCAAGAGCUGUCUCUGAGGCUGGUGAAUGGAGACAACAAGUGCUCAGGGCGCCUGGAAGUUUUCUACAACGGCAGCUGGGGAACCAUCUGCGAUGAUGACUGGGACAUAAACAGUGCCAGGGUUGUGUGCAGGGAGCUGAGCUGCGGAGAUGCCGUCUCAGCCAAAAAAAGUGCCUUUUUUGGGGAAGGCACGGGAGAUAUCCUCAUGGAUGAUGUGAAAUGCACAGGGGAUGAGUCCUUCCUGGAGCAGUGCUCUCACAGGGAGCUGGGAACGCAUGACUGUUUGCACAAGGAAGAUGCUGGUGUUGUCUGCACAGGGCCUGUGGAUCUUACCACUCCUGGAACAACAGCCCCAACUGAAUCCACCACAGCUGAAACUUCAGCAACCCCUGCAGGCAGCACCACGUCUGAAGCACCAGUAACCACCUCUCCCACUCCUGGACCAGCAGCCACUACCAGCUCUCCUGCAGGCAGCACCAUGUCUGAAGCACCAGGAGCCUCAACAACUCCAUUGGUCUCCUCAACUCUACCAGUCUCUUCAACUCCUCAAAGCACAGAAAUCAGCACUUCUUCUCCAAAGCCAGUACCUACAAGUCAAGCAACCCUUGCUUGUCUGCCUACUUACAUGCGGGCAAUCAUCAGGAGAUCCUACAUCAACUCCCGAGGGUACCUUGCAAGUGACAUCCACCUGAGGGACCCCAGGUGCAAGCCUGUGAUCAGCAGCUACCAUGUCAUGUUCCGCAUACCAUACGAUGGCUGUGGCACACAGAGGCUGAUAUCACGUGGAGCCAUCACUUACUCCAACACAGUGGAAGGAUCCAUUUCUAGCAACUCCUACAGCAGAAAUAGAAAUCCUCUGCUAAACUUUGCCUGCAAAAUAUACGACGAUGCUGGUGCCCAAACAAUACCCAGCGUCAUACGGCCCGCGUACCAGGAAACUCCAUCUAGGCAAUUUGUCGUCAAGUUUGCCUUUUAUGACUCGCCAUCCUUCUCCAAUGUAGUGAAGGAAGCACCAUACUAUGUAAUGCCGAGCCGGGAUUUGUUUGUUCGUGCUACCCUGUACAGCACACAGCCAAACGUGAUGCUGUUUGCAGACACCUGCGUGGUCUCUCCAAAUCCCCAUGACUUUGUGACUGUGGCAUCUGAUAUCAUACGAAACGGGUGUGUCAGAGACCCAACCUAUAGGAGCUACUUUUCACCAGACAGCAGGAUUGUCCAGUUCCGAUUCAGAGCCCCCAGUUUUAUCAGCAGAUACUCAUCCGUUUACCUACAGUGCAAGAUGGCAGUGUGCAACAGAUACGAUUAUUCCUCCCGCUGCUACCAGGGCUGCAUAGCCAGAGGCAAAAGAAGCACAGGAGAUGGCAGUGGAAAUGUCAUUAUCGUUGUCUCCAGACUACAGUAGCCCCAAUAACACUUCUUCUAAUUCUAAUAUCACGCUGAUCACUUAUAAAUGUGAUCAGUAGGUUGCACACCUGCUCGUAUUUUAAUCUUAACUGUAUUGUGUUCCUUAAUUUCAAACUUUUGGAUCUAUAUUCCAGAUCUGUAAAAGCCUAAACUUCAGUAAAAACUCAGUGAUAAACUGUAAUGGAUCAGCUUUUUGUUCUUCCCCACCAAGACUGUUUCCCUCUCUUGUACUGCAUAACUCAAAUACUUAGUAUUCAAGAAUAACUAACCUGCCUUGUAAAGCAGUGGUGUUGCUUUACAAGCUCAAGAAGAAUAGGAACCCCUUGUAACCAAUAACGUCUGAGCAAUUAUUUUAAAUAGGAGCUCAACAGUUUUUGAAGAAAUAUUGUCCAUGCCCAGAGCUGUAAUCUCUCCAAUACCUAUGACCUAUUCCCAUUUUCCAUGUCAGUUUUUAUUGCUGGAGAUUAGACCUGAAAAAAAAAUAUAUAUUUUCUUCAUGAUAUACGUAUUUGUUUCA